This is a messenger RNA of Pseudomassariella vexata, 3060 nucleotides long. RefSeq lists its product as uncharacterized. NCBI's taxonomy places the organism in Eukaryota, Fungi, Ascomycota, Sordariomycetes, Amphisphaeriales, Pseudomassariaceae. The transcript is spliced from 6 exons. The record is from RefSeq and is a predicted model, not a curated record. Bases 112 to 3060 code for a protein of 982 amino acids.
CGAAAGUUAGACUGGAGUGAUACUUCAUUAGAGCCCAGAAUCGCAAUUUUCUCUCACUUUACUGUGGAUUAUGGAACGAAACUAUUCUGAAGAGGAAGAAGACUGUACAGUAUGUUCAGGCCUCCACUUGUUGCGUUCGCAACAUCUUCGACCGACCAAAACUCGGAGGAUCUUGUCGAUUUAGUCGGCGCAACCAUCCUGGUCGACCCCAGUGACUCUGCCGAAGUUCGAAUCGCGGCACAGACACUCAGCCAUGAUUUCGGGCGCGUUACCAAGAGUACCCCUAGCCCGUUGAUUUCUAUUGGACCGCAGCACGGAGAUAUCGACAUCGAAGGGGACACGGCUAUUAUCAUCGGAUGCAUCAAGUCCUCAGCCCUGAUCCAAAGGCUUUUGAGAGACGGUCAACUCGACGUUGAAGGAGUCCGAGGAAAAUGGGAAUCAUUUAGUACUGCCAUUGUUGAAAGGCCAGCCGGCAUUUCUGCCUGUCGCAAAGCCCUUGUCAUUGCGGGCAGUGAUAAGAGAGGGACCAUCUUUGGAACUUAUACCCUAUCGGAGCAAAUCGGGGUAUCUCCCUGGUAUUGGUGGGCCGAUGUGCCUCCCAAAUUUCACCCCAAGAUCUACGCAUUGCCCAUCACAACCUCAAGUCAAGAGCCCAGUGUCAAAUUCAGGGGCAUCUUCAUUAAUGAUGAAGCUCCCGCGCUUACCGGGUUCGUGAUUGAAAAGUUUGGCAAAUAUGGCACGGAGUUCUACAAGAGAGUUUUCGAGCUAUUGCUCCGUCUGAAGGCAAAUUUCUUGUGGCCAGCGAUGUGGCCCGGCUAUCCGAAUCCAGGCAGCUCCUUCUUCGUCGACGACAAUGAGAACCAGAAGAUCGCAGACCAGUAUGGCAUCGUCAUGUCCACUUCUCAUCAUGAGCCCACGCAACGGGCAACCAACGAGUGGUUUGAAACCAAUCCAGACGGCAGUUGGUCUUGGCUCGAGAACAAGCAAAAGAUCACCCAAUUCUUUGACGAGGGACUUAAAAGGGCCGAAGGCUUCGAGAGUUACUUUACUAUGGGAAUGAGGGGCGAGUAUGAUAAAUCCAUGAAAACUGAUGACCCUGCUGCCGUUGUAAGAGACGUCAUCCGCACCCAGCGAUCGCUCAUCAACAAGCUGCAUGGCUGCGAAGAUGCUGUUCCUCAACUUCUGGCACUCUAUAAAGAAGUCCAAGGGUACUGGGACUCGGGCAAUCUCGAUGUACCCGAUGAUGUCACCCUUCUCUUUGCCGACGACAACUUCGGCACCAUUCGCAGACUACCAACAGGAAAUGAAGUCAACCGGAAAGGGGGCUCAGGUAUCUACUACCACUUCGAAUAUGUUGGCACCCCGCGGAGCUAUAAAUGGAUCAACUCCAACUCCUUGGGCAAGACCUGGCACCAGCUCCAAGAAGCCCACCGCCGCAACGCGAAGCAAGUUUGGGUUUUCGACGUCGGCGACAUCAAGCCGAUGGAAAUUCCCUUGUCCUUCGCAAUGACAUUAGCAUGGGACAUAAACUCCAUCUCCUCAAACUCUCUCCCUGACUUCUUCCACUCCCUAGCCGAACGAGAGUUCAACUCCGAAAUUGCCCCUGCCAUCGCCUCAGCUUGGCAUGAAUACGACUGUCUCGUCUCACUCCGGCGUCAUGAGCAUAUCGAAUCCAACACCUUCUCUCUUCUCCACUAUAGCGAAGCGGAUGCCAUCGUCAACCACUGGCAGGACCUCCUAACUACGGUCGAGACCUUGUAUAACUCCUCCAAAUUCCUUGAAGAAUACAAACCGGCCUUUUUCCAACUCGUCCUCCACCCCAUCAAAGCAAGCACCAUCUACCUCUCCCUCCGCAUCCACCAAUCCCGCAACCAGCUCUGGGCCCUCCAGCGCCGUAACAGCACCAACAACGCCGCACGGACAGUUCUUGACCUCUUCGAUGCUGAUUUCAAACUAAGCGAGGAAUUUCAUUCCCUGCUGGAUGGGAAAUGGAAUCAUAUCAUGCGACAGCCACACUAUGGUUAUGGAGAUACUUGGCACGCGCCUAGUCGGGAUAUGAUCAGCGGUCUGUGUUUUGUACAGAGGGGCCAGGAUAGUAAUCCAGUAGUUGGACAGAUGGGGGUCAUGGUUGAGGGACAUGCUGGGGUCAGGCCGGGGGUUUGUAACGAGGAGAGUGAUCGGACGCAUCCUAGCAUACGGGAUUUGGUGCCGGGAGUUACUCUGGGGGAGAUGACGCCAUAUGGGCCGGAGGGGAGGUGGUUUGAGCUGUACACGCGUGGGACUGUGACAUUGGAUUGGGAGAGUUCUGUGUUGGUUGACUGGAUCUGGUUGUCAGAGAGCAAGGGUCGGCUUGUGCCUGGGAAGGCUGAUGUGAGGGUUUGGCUUACUGUUGAUUGGAGUAGUGUUCCGGACGGGUUUGAUGAGGAGGUGCUGAUUGAUGUGCGGACCAAGGGAGGCAAUUAUGGUCCGUACGGGGAUGACUUUGAGCAGAUCCAUCUGCCUAUUAGGCACCGACGCAUCACGCAGCCUUUUGUGGGCUUCGUUGAAAGUGAUGGGCACGUGUCUAUACCAGCGACAAGCAUAGAGGCGCCACCUGCCUAUCGCAAGCUUCCGGAUGUUGGACGUCACUCCGGAGCGAUUGGCCUCAAACCCCAAGUUGAGUCUGAAACAACACUGGACCCGAUCCCUUUUCUUUCGUACCCUUUUUACAUCUUUGACGGACACGGUGAAGUAUCGUUGGGGUUGUACUUCAACAUGACGUUAGAUAUCGAUCCGGAGGAUCCAAUGGAAUACGACGUCCAGAUCAAUGAUAUGGCAGUGCAGACGCACCGACUUGUGUCGAAAGCAGAAGUGGAGGGGGAAUUGAAGCCUGGUUGGUACCACGCAGUUCAAGACUGCGUCUGGAAAAGAUGGCAUGACAUCGGGCGGCUGAAAGCUGGACCACAUGAUGUUCGAAUCCGACUUCGGCAUUCCAAUGUAUUGCUUGAGAAAUUGGUGCUGGACCUGGGGGGCGUCAAGGAGAGCUACCUGGGUCCUCCGCCAAGUCUCCAGAUCACAUAG